CAUCAAUUAUAUUUACAAAUCCAGUCAUCUACAUUGUUCUGUAAAAUAAACAAGCCUUCUGACAAUAUUCACGACACACUUCAUGAUACACUGUGAAGACUUUUCAGAUGCAUUUAAUCGCAAUACUGAUAUCAUAUUCUCACAAGUGCAGCUAUUCAUCUAUCUUAAAACUUUUAGUUAAAGAAAAAAAAAGGCUCCAUGGCUAAUACAAUAGACUACAUUUCCCAGCAGCCCCAGCCCUCAGUCACACCGUAUCCAGGAAGACAUGUUCCCGUUGUCAAGCAAACUUUCUGCACUGGCUCCAGAAGCGUUACUCUACUACAUAGCGUGCACAACAGUGGGAGAUUAGCUGAAAUUUCGGACUGACAUAAAUAUGUAAUUGACUGAUGCUCGUAAGGUAAUAUAUUGUUUUAGCAAAUAUGUCUGAAAUCUGCACGUGUUAACAGAAACAUUAUGUAUGUUUUUAACAGAUGGAGAGUGAAGGUCAUAAGAAAUGAUGAAUCCAGUGAGGGGUCCAGGCACUGCUCAUUCUUUUGUGACAGAGUUUGAGGGUUCUGGGCAAAUCAACCCGAAUCCUGCGAAUGCUGAGGACUCAGAUCUGCUUUUUGAUAUUUACCUCUCUCCUGAAAAGCUCAGAACUCUGUCUGGUUAUGAAGAUCUACAGCAGGUCACAAGCUUGGAAAUGUGUGUUGACACCCGUCAAACUAUUUUGGGCAACCUUGGUGUUCACUUGCCCAAUCUUGUACAGCUGAAAAUGAACAACAGUUUGAUUUUAUCUGUGCGGGAUCUUGGAAUCACUCUGUCUCACCUACAAGUGCUGUCCCUAGUUCGAUGUGGCCUAACCGACUUAGAAGGACUCCCCUCACUUUCCUUACUUAAGGAGCUGUAUGUGGCCUAUAAUAAUGUGUCAGAUCUAAGCCAGGUAUGCAUGCUGGAACAGCUAGAACUGGUGGACCUUGAAGGGAACAAUGUGGAUGAUCUGGUUCAAGUGCAAUACCUGGGUCUGUGUGGGAAGUUAAAAACCCUGACACUGGAGGGGAACCCUGUGUGUACCUGCCCCCGUCCAGGAGCUUUACAGGUGUCUGAGUACAGCUAUAGGUCUGCUGUAAGGAAACUAAUUCCACAGCUUCAGGUUCUGGAUGAUGUUCCAGCCGAGGAGGAAGAGCCUAACUGCUCCAGUGCCAUGAUGGAAUGGGCUUUGCUUAAAGAAUCCAUUAAAGACACUCCCUCUUUAGCAGACAGAGCCAAUGACUGCCUGGAACUCAUGGAAUUAAGAGGUGAAUCAGGUGUGUGUGACUUGCCACGACCGAGCUCUGCCCAGCGCCCAGGCUCUAGUAUGGGAUACAACAGUCCUUUCAGCCGCCCAAGCACUGCCAGGCCUUCUUCAUCCUCCUUCAGCUCCAGACCAAGCUCAGCUGAUUCAGAUGCAGAUACUCCUGACCAUGAGGCCAGUGAUUUGACACAUGGGGUGGGAAGAGUUCUGUUCUGUGGGAAUCCUCUUCAAGCCAUUCGAGCACGACGACAGAAAAUAAAGCUUCAAGACCCCAGCUCUCAUUCCAGACCCUUUACUCAGCUAGGUAGUUAUGUCCCUGAGCACACGUACGAUGUUGUAGAAACAAGCAUUCAGGACCGCAGUGAUGUAUUUGCUGAACUCAGAGCCUGGAGGAAAGAACAUAACAAAUGUCUUGUAGCCAUUGAGAGAGACCAUCAGCCACAAGUGAUGAGAAUCAUACAUAGUGAUGGUGACAAUGAUGAUGAUAUUGAUGGCGAUGAUGAUAAUAAUGAGAAUAAAGUCAGCAGUUAUGAAUAUGAUGAAGGAGCCCAUAGUCUCGGCCUAAUCAGUGACAAAGAAGACGAAGUGGAAACCCAAGAAGGACAAAAGACCAGCCACAGAGAUACUCAAUCUCCUGAUUCCUUGUUCCAGUCUCCUUCACCAGAGAUGUCUAGAUUUUCGCCUUUAUUAGACCACACCAUGGCUCCGUCUCCACCACCCAGAGCUGCAGCGCCCUCUACGGGCAAGAGGAUCGCACAGAUUCGAGCUCGCAGACUUAAGGUCAAUAAAAUGGGGGUUGGUAUGCAAGAGCUUACCAGGGAAACCAUUACAUCAGAUGUAACAGGAUCAAGAGAUAUGAAUCAUAAGGUUCUGUGCUCUGGAGAUUUGAAAAUGCAACCUGCCCCACCUCAGAUACUCAAUCAGGCUCAUAGACCGGGCUCCAGCUCCAUGAACACUCUGCAAUGGGAAUACUGUUCAGGAACUAGUCCAUCCAACAGUGAGCACAAACCAAUCAUUCGCUCAGUGAUGCAUGAGAGGCCAACACACACACGUCCUCAUACAGCAAGAGCGGCUAUGCAGAGACCUCCUGUCCAGCCUGUUAAUACAAGUGGCCACUUGGACUGAGGCCUUCAGCUUCUCAGACAUUAUGGACUGCUUACAUCUCUCUGGAGAACAUUUUAAAUCAAAUGCUUGAAAGAAAGAACUGUGGUUAGAGUCUAACUCUCUCCCACUCCAUCACCCUUAUAGUGGCUUAUAGAUGGCUUGGCUAAGUUGACUUUAUUAUCUUGUGUUAUAAUUUCUCAGGAACUGUAUUUUUUUUUUUUUAAAGAAAAACAUUUUGUCCAAAAAAAGAACACAUUAAAUAUUUCCCAUUUAAAGCAUUGUGCAAUAUAAUGAUCAGCUUGUCCACCUGCCGCACAACCAGCAGAGACACAUUAUUAAAUCAUAUUUUAUGCACCACUAGGGGGUGCUCUUUGAAAGCCAACA
Silurus meridionalis is the source of this 2761-nucleotide messenger RNA. RefSeq names its product leucine rich repeat containing 56 (gene lrrc56). NCBI's taxonomy places the organism in Eukaryota, Metazoa, Chordata, Actinopteri, Siluriformes, Siluridae. Gene Ontology annotation, molecular function: protein binding. The transcript has 13 exons. The record is from RefSeq and is a predicted model, not a curated record. Bases 494 to 2398 code for a protein of 634 amino acids.